UCAACACGUGAACAGAAUAUUGAUUGAUGGGAAGGAGAUUUCUUGAGAAGCCACCCUUUUGAUAUCGUCAUAUCUCCAUACCAAUUAUUGUUCAAUUACUAUUAAUGAAAAAAAAGAUCAUUUAUUAUGUGGAUCCCGUAUCGCGUUAUUUGCUAAUAAAAAAAUGGAAGAAAUAAACACAUGAAUUUGGAAACUUCCCUCUAUAUAAGUAACGAAACUCUAAACACUGAAAACUCAACAGCACUACUUUUCAAUCUCUCAAAUGCUUCGUUCUCUUUAAUUUGUCAAGCUUGAAUUGGUAAGAAGAAGUAACAAUGUCGUCGAUCAUGACUAUGGAUGCGUGGUUAGCCGAGUUGGAAAUGGAAAUGGAUACAAUUCCUAGUUUAAUCAACCACCCUAGUCACCAAAGUGGUACAAUGGAAGCAGCUUUCGACGAACAGCUCGUAGCUACACUUGCCGACGAUUUCCCUUAUAAUCUAUAUGAUACGAGCGAAGCAACCUCUCCUCAAGGAGAUUUCGAGUGUAACAAUGUCAUUGAACAAUUUAUAUCAACUCCUCCUAUUUCCGAAACUAGUGAAAACAACACCGAUAACAAUAACAAUAAUGACAAAAAUGAUAGCGAUAAUAUUGUAAGCUCCGAUGUUCAAGAGAGCCAACCGUCCAAAACUAAGGAAGAGACGAAGAAGAAGCAAGGAGUGAGUAGGGCUGGUGCAAAGAGGAAACGACAGCCAAGUCAAGUGCAAGAUCACAUUCUCGCCGAGAGGAAACGUCGUGAAUUACUUAGCCAGUUGUUCAUUUCGCUCUCUGCGAUUGUUCCCGGCCUCAAGAAGGUAGACAAAACAUCGGUCUUAGGAGAGGCAAUCAAACAUAUGAAGGAGCUUCAAGAGAAAGUAAAGGUACUUGAAAGUGUGAUAGCAAAGCGUACCAUGGAGUCCGUCGUCGCAGUUGUCAAAAAAUCAAAAUUGAUAAUCGACAAUGGCAGUAGUGAUGAUAACGUUUCUUCAUCGACUGUGGAUGACCAUUGUGGAAGUGGCAGCAACGAUGAUGGUGAUAGUAGUGGUGAUUCACUUCCGGAAGUUGAAGUAAAGAUAUUGGGGAAGUCCCUUCUCUUAAGAGUGUACUGUGGACAACAAAAGGAUAUUUUGGUAAAAUUAUUCGCAGAGAUAGACAAGCAUCAUUUGAGCAUUACUAAUUUUAGUGUGAUACCAUUUGAGAAUCUAGCCCAAGACAUCACCAUUGUUGCACAGAUGGAAAGGGGCUUCAACAAGAAUGUAAAAGAUUUUGUUAGAACUCUACACAACGCCCUUCAUUUAGCUAGCUACCACCGUUUUGAUUUUAACGAAAAUGAAUAUUCCUCAUAGUUCAGUUUGUACUCGUUCUUUGGAUUUUCAAUCUAGAUUAAAGUUAGGGAAUAAUUUUUGGUUUUUCUUUCCUUUUAUCAUAUUACCUUUAAUGAUGAAUAAUAGGAAUCAUAUGCAGGACCACAUGCGACUGCAUACAAUAAGUUAUAUUAAACAUUUCUAUUUUUGGCAAGUCCAUAUAUGUUAAAUUAUA
Messenger RNA from Chenopodium quinoa (quinoa), 1554 nucleotides. RefSeq names its product transcription factor bHLH18-like. The transcript is spliced from 4 exons. Lineage: Eukaryota; Viridiplantae; Streptophyta; Magnoliopsida; Caryophyllales; Amaranthaceae. Bases 315 to 1361 code for a protein of 348 amino acids. The record is from RefSeq and is a predicted model, not a curated record. Gene Ontology annotation, molecular function: protein dimerization activity.